ACGCGAUGUUUAAAUGUACAAAUAAGCACGUGUGUUUGUUUUGGAUACGCUCGCCUAUUUCUAGCAGUGAUUAUAAUACAGCUACAUAGAAUGGAAGAAGUGCACAUAGUUGAUAGCCCACUUGGCCACAUAAGAAUUACAUACAACAACAAAGGAAUAAAGGGUGUUAAAUUUACAAAAGAUCCGGACAAAACCUCAAGUGUAAAUAAUCCAAAUAACGAGAACCUACAACUUGCAGUUAAAUGGUUCGAGGCGUACUUCAGAGACCCAAAUGAAACGAAAUCCAUGAAAUUUCCAACCCUGGACAUGGAAGCACACAACGGCAAAGCAUUUAUGUGCAAAGUUUGGAACGUCUUGAAAGAUCGGAUUGGUCCGGGACAGACUAUAAGUUACGGGGAAUUGGCCAAGUUAUGCGGUAGUCCCAAAGCAGCUAGGGCAGUAGGACAAGCAAUGAAGACUAACCCGUUCACGAUAUUUGUGCCUUGUCAUCGUGUGAUCAAUGCCAGUGGUGAAAUGGGAAACUAUAGCAGUGGUGUGGAUAAGAAACAAUGGCUGUUGAAACACGAAGGAGAGGACUUCUCGACCCCCACUAAGUAACUGUAUGAUGUCAUUGUUUGAGAACUGGAUGACAUCAUUGUUUUGAGAGGAUGACGUCAUGAGAACACAUAUUGCUAAAAUUAAGUUGCUUUUAUCUUCAAUAAGAACUCGAUUAAGGAGUAUUAAAACUGUCUGUCCGACUGUUUUUACAUUAAUGUCAGAUUUGCUUGUAUCAUAGAUAAACUAAUUGCAUAACCCAGUGUUUUAUUGUUAACUUUUAUACAACACAAACUAAAAUAGAG
Molecule: messenger RNA, 839 nt
Organism: Paramuricea clavata
Lineage: Eukaryota; Metazoa; Cnidaria; Anthozoa; Malacalcyonacea; Plexauridae
Source: the annotation of a GenBank genome assembly